Messenger RNA from Diplodia corticola, 4896 nucleotides. Its product is annotated as abc transporter. Gene Ontology annotation, biological process: transmembrane transport. Gene Ontology annotation, molecular function: ATP hydrolysis activity; ABC-type transporter activity; ATP binding. The record is from RefSeq and is a predicted model, not a curated record. The transcript has 6 exons. Bases 1 to 4896 code for a protein of 1631 amino acids. Gene Ontology annotation, cellular component: membrane. Lineage: Eukaryota; Fungi; Ascomycota; Dothideomycetes; Botryosphaeriales; Botryosphaeriaceae.
AUGACGCUGCCAGCCGCAGCAACCGAUCAUUUUUCCACACAGCCUGCAACGCCCGCCUUCGCACCGAAUUCGACUGACGUCGACCCGUCCAGAAUGCGGCUUAUUCUCGCCGCCCUGGCGCUUGGCCUGAUCUCUCUCCAUGCUUUCGCCAGCCUGUUCCGCACCCUACGCCGCAACAAGCGCGCCAAGGGUGCCUUUGCCGGUAGUCACGUCACGACUGAACAACCCUAUGCUGACCGCGACGGAGUCGCUACCGACGAGACCACGCAAGCCUACAGCACCCGCUGGCAGACGGCGCAGACGGCCCUUUGCGCUGUCGUUGGUGCUUGCGUCUCUCUGGCUCGCGCCGUAUUGGUGACGCUAGAUGCCGAGGAUGUCGUAAUUGCGUGGUUGACAUGCGCGAUUUGGCUUCCUCUCAUUGUCCAGAGCAUCGAUAUCUCGAUAGAAAAGGAGCCGGUCCGCAAGUACAACAUCGCUCUGUCCAACUCCCUGACCUACCUGAUUGGCUUCGCCGUGUUCUGCUACGUCGACGACCUCCGCGACACCUCGAGCUCCCCCAAGCUCGGCCUGGCCAUCGCCCGCGUCUGCCUCUCGCUCGCAGGCUUCCUCGUCUGCACCCUCUACCCACGCAGGCCGGCCGUGACCUACAACGGCCGGAUCGUCGACGCCCAGCGCACCGCCUCCGCCUUCAGCCGCUACACGUAUGCCUGGCUCUCCCCGCUCCUCUCCUUCGCCGCCAAGAAGGGCUUCCUGCACCAGGAUGACCUGCCCAACCUCGACGCCACCUCGCGGUCGCGCGACCUACACGACGACUUCAUCGCGCGCAUCGAGUCGUCCGCCUCGUCUUCCGCCGCCGCCGCCACCCCGCUCUGGCGCAAGGUCGUGCGCGCGCACGCGCCCGCCCUGGGCAUGCAGUACGCGCUCACGACGCUCGACUCGGUGCUCAUCGUGGCGCCGCAGGCGGCCAUGUUCCAGCUGCUGAAGCUGCUGGAAGAGCGCGCCAACGGGCGCGGCGGCGCCGACGUGACGGUCGCGGCCAGCCUGUGGGUGCUCGGCCUGGGCGCCGGCAUCUUGGUGCAGAACUUCUUCGAGAACUGGCGGUGGUGGGUGAGCUACGGGUACCUGAACGUGCCGAUCCGCGUGCAGCUGAGCGCGCUGGUCUUCUCCAAGAGCAUGCGGCGGAAGGACGUCAAGGGCGUGCAGAAGAAGAAGGGGGAGGACAGUUAUGAGAGCGGCGUGGUGGAGGAGGAGGAGGAUGUUGUCGAAGACGGCGAGGAGAAGAUGAAGCAGACGCAGCAGGGGACGAUCAACUUGGUCGGCGUGGAUACGAAGCGCGUGGCGGAUUUCGUCACGUAUCAGAAUGGGUUCUGGGGCGCGUUGAUCAAGAUCAUCGUGUCGUUUGUGUUCAUCUACAAACUUGUCGGGUGGCAAGCGCUCGUUGCGGGUAUCAUUGCGCAGCUCGCGACGGUGCCUCUGAACAUGUACUUCGCCAAGAAGUACGCGGCUGCUCAGAAUGACCUCAUGGGUGCUCGUGAUCGCAAGCUCGCAGUCCUCAACGAAGCCCUGAUGGGCAUCCGGCAGAUCAAGUUCUCGGCGCUCGAGAAACAGUGGCAGAAGAAGAUUGCAGACUACCGCGAAGCGGAGCUCAAGACCAUAUGGCGCGUCUUUAUUGCUGACACGUUCCUGAUCUUCUGCUGGAUCUUCGGUCCUUAUAUGCUUUCCGCCGUCACUCUGGCCGUCCACGCCCUUGUCCACGACCAUCUGUACCCCUCCAUCGCGUUCACGACCAUCGGUAUCCUGACGCAGAUCGAAGGGACGCUUGCGUUCAUUCCGGAACUGAUGGCGGCUGGAAUCGACGCUUGGGUCAGUAUCAAGCGUAUUGAUGAGUAUCUGAAUGCACCAGAGAAGCCGCAGAAUACAUGGCCCGGCGACCACAUCUCCUUCAAGAAGGCAAGCGUUGCGUGGCCGUCGGACUCCGAGAAAAACGAGGAAUCUUUCGUUCUGCGUGACCUGAACUUCACCUUCCCGAACCGCCAACUCAGCGUUAUCUCUGGCCGAACUGGCUCCGGAAAGACUCUCCUUCUGAAGGCUAUCUUGGGUGAGGUGGAUGUCAUCUCUGGCACCAUUGAAGUGCCCCGUGCCCCAUCUGCACACGAGCGGUUCGACCACAAGGCCAACAGGAAGAACUGGAUCAUCGACUCUGCCAUUGCGUUCGUCAGCCAGCAGCCCUGGAUUGAAAACUGCAGCUUCCGAGACAAUGUGCUCUUCGGCCUACCCUUCGACGCUGUCCGCUACCGCAAAGUCCUCUCCGCCUGCGCCCUGGACAAGGAUUUAGCCAUGCUUACAGACGGCGACUCCACGGAAAUCGGCGCACAGGGCAUCAAUCUGAGCGGCGGCCAGCGCUGGCGUAUCACGCUUGCCCGCGCGUUGUAUUCGCGCGCCGGAAUCCUGGUCCUGGACGACAUCUUCAGUGCCGUCGACGCCCACGUCGGCCGCCACAUCUUCGAGGUCGCCCUGACGGGAGAACUGGCAGCGGGCCGCACCAGAAUCGUUGUCACGCACCACGUCUCCCUGUGCUUGCCGAAGACCAAGUUUGAGGUCUUCCUCUACGAGGGGAGGGUCGAUCGGGCCGGCACUGUGGACUCGCUUCGCCGUACGGGCGAGUUGCAGGAUAUCCUUGAGGAGGAGCGGAACGAGGAGGCUAUCGCGGAUGGCGAUGCGCAUCUCGAUAUCCCCAACGGCAACGGUCAUGCGGCACGUCGGCGUAGCUCGGCUUUCCACAGGAGGCCGAGCGCUGCGUCUAUGGGUGAGAGUGGAGGCGAUGCGCUGGUCCGGUAUCUCUCGCGGACCAGCGAGCGGUCGGACUUCAUUGAUGAUGGUGGGCAUGUUGAGUACGACUACAAGGAGCCGACUAAAAAGUUCGUCGAGGAGGAGACCAAGAUGAAGGGGAAGGUGCUUUGGUCGGUUUACUUGCAGUAUGUCAGAGCUGGUGGUGGCUACUGGUUCUGGGCUGGCAUUGUGCUGUCGUUCUGCGCUAUCCAGGCGCUGAUCCUCGGGCGGUCAUGGUGGCUCACCAUCUGGACCAGUCAGUACAAGACUCAGUCAGAGCCCGCGAAGACGUUUGUCGCUUCUGUCCUCCAGCACCCGAUGCUCCAUAAUGUCCGUACGCCGUACCACGCACAGUCACUCACUAGGGACACCAAAUUCUACGUCGGCAUCUACGUGCUUAUCUCCUGCUCCAUAUCCUUCUUCGGUACAGCGCGCUACUUCUGGGUCUAUUGCGGUUCGAUCCGCGCUAGCCGCAAGCUCUUUGACGACCUGACGUACGCUGUACUGCGCGCACCGCUGAGAUGGCUCGACACCGUCCCGACGGGUCGUGUGCUGAACAGGUUCACGGCGGACUUCAGCACCCUGGAUCUCGAGCAGGCAAACGCGUUCUCGUUCAUGUUGUUCAACCUGCUCAUGGUAAUAGGUGUUGUGAUUGCUGGCAUGAUGGUCACCCCGUUCAUGAUCUUGUUCGCUGUUAUUCUGUUGGCCCUUUGCGUCCGAUAUGCGCUAUACUACCUCAUGGGCGCCCGUGAGACCAAGCGCUUGGAGAGUCUGGCCAAGAGCCCCGUAUUCGAGCUCUUCGGUGCAGCUCUAUCUGGGCUCGGCACUAUCCGCGCUUUCGGCAAGACGGAAGACUACAUUGACGCCAUGUUCGCCAAGCUUGACAUGCACGGGCAGACGAUGAUGUACAUGUGGGCGUUCAACCGCUGGCUGACGUUCCGGCUGGGCGUGGUCGGGGCCGCCUUCGCCAUCGCCAUGGCGGCACUUAUCGUCUCGCUCAACAUCGACGCGGCGCUGGCCGGCUUCGCCAUUGGCUUCACGCUCGAGUACUCGAUCGCGGUGGUGUGGAUGCUGCGGCAGUACGCCAUCGUCGAGCUGUCGAUGAACGCGGUCGAGCGCAUCCUCGAGUACUCGGAAAUCCCCAUCGAGGACCAGGAGGGCCUGGACGCGCCGGCGCACUGGCCGGCCGAAGGCCGCGUCGAGGUCGACGACCUCGUCGUCUCGUACGCAUCCGACCUGGAGCCCGUCCUGAAAGGCGUGUCGUUCGCCGUCGCACCCAACGAGCGCGUCGGCGUCGUGGGCCGCACGGGAGCCGGCAAGAGCAGCUUGACCCUCGCGCUGUUCCGCUUCCUCGAGGCGCGCAGGGGCAGCAUCCACAUCGACGGCGUGGACAUCAGCACCAUCAAGCUCGAGGACCUGCGCUCCCGCCUCGCCAUCAUCCCGCAGGACCCCGUCCUCUUCUCCGGCACCGUCCGCUCCAACAUCGACCCCUUUGGCGAGCACGACGACGCCGAGCUGCGCGAGGCGCUGGAGCGCGUCCAUCUGGUCUCGCCGGCCGACCAUUCCCAGACAUCGGACAACGACGACGACGACGACGCCACCACUGCAACCGACCCCGCCGUCGACGGACCCGCCAACAACAACACCAACACCACCAACAACAAAAACCCCUUCUCCUCCCUCUCGACCACCAUCUCCGAAGGCGGGUCCAACCUCAGCCAGGGCCAGCGCCAGCUCCUCUGCCUCGCCCGCGCCAUCGUCUCGCGCCCCAAGGUCAUGAUCCUCGACGAGGCCACGUCGGCCGUCGACAAGGCGACGGACGCGCUCAUCCAGCGCAGCGUGCGCGCCGAGUUCAGCGACAGCACCCUCGUCGUCAUCGCCCACCGCCUCAGCACCAUCGCCGACUUCGACCGCAUCCUCGUGCUCGGCGACGGGCGCGCCGUCGAGUUCGGGACGCCGAGGGAGCUUUUGGCGUUGGAUGACGGAGUGUUUGCGGGGAUGGUGGAGGAUAGUGGGGAGAGGGAGGUGUUGAGGGAUAUUAUUUUGGGGGAGGGGGGGAGGGAGUGA